Messenger RNA from Gongylonema pulchrum, 879 nucleotides. Lineage: Eukaryota; Metazoa; Nematoda; Chromadorea; Rhabditida; Gongylonematidae. The record is from the annotation of a GenBank genome assembly.
AUGAAGCACCGUCGGCUACUGUCCAGCAGUGCUGUAUUCUUAUUACUAUUGUUUCUCUGUGCAUCAGAUGUCUGUGUUCGGUCUGCACGAGCAGAGGAGAAUCACGAUGCUGCGAAUGUUCAUGAUCACAGGAAUCAUGAUUCCGGAAGAAGCGAACGAAGCUUGCGCCCUAGCUCUGCAGAACCAUCGAACGAAGUUGAAGAACUGGUCGCUGCCGAAGCCCGAAAUAGGAAACGCAACCCAAAUUCUGAAAGUCGAGAGCCGGUCUUUGUGAACGCGGACAGAGCAGCUGAAGGAAAAGAAAAAAAUGAGAAUUCUGUAAUUGAAGCGGUUUUCCCUGGCGGAUACAGUGUGCCAACCGUAGCAUCCGAAGAACAGGGCACAUCCAGGGACUAUCCUACAGGUGAUAACGACAAUGGGAAUGAUCGCUACCGAGUACCACUGGAAAGCAUUGUGGUUGUUGGUGACGAUGCUGACAACGGGGAUGAGGAAGGCGAUUUCGGGGAUAUUGGAUAUGAUGGCGCCGAUGAGGGCGACAUCGAAGCAGGGGGUAAUGGCGGUGCUGUUGAAGAAGAAAAUGAAAAGUCUAACGAUGUGGGGAUUGUCCGUAUUGGACCGGUGAAAUUUCAUGACGAUUAUACGAUAGAAGACAAGCCGCAUGAAGUACCCCGAGAAUUAAAGAAACCAGAUGGACCACAUGAGAGGGAAUGGACUGACGAUUUUGAUAAUAAGCGCCAAAAAGACAAUAUCUUGCCCGAUGAAACAGAGUUGGAAAUGAGAAUUUCGGAUGAUCCGAAUGAUGCUGCAGUCGCAUGCGACGACGAUACUGUAAGUUAUAUCACUGAGAGAGAUGGAUGUAUAGUAAAAUUCAGGAAUUAG